UAGCAAGUACCAUGUUGAUAGAAAUAUCGGUAUUUGUAUGCGUCAGACACUAUGUUAUUCACCACUCUGCCAAUGUAACGGGCCUGGAGGAUGGCAUGCUGGGAUUGAUUUAUUUUGACUUUUCAAGACAACUGAAGAUACUAGGUUUAAUUUGUGCAAGUGUAGGCCGUCAUUUGUAAAUAAGAAUUUGUUCUUUACUGACUUUCCUAGUUAAAUAAAACAAAAUGUUGAAUUUACAUCCACUUGUGUAGAGGUCAAAUUAUCAUAUGGGGCCAGAAGACUAGUUGCUUAUUGUAGACAUGUUGUCAAAUUUGUUUUUCUAUAACUACUACAGUACAAGGUUGAUUUCAAACUAAUGGUUAUAAUUUAAAUUUUUGUAUCUCGAUACUGGCAAUUUUUCAAGCCUAUCAAUCCUUUAUGGCCCUCUUGGAGUUUAAUGUCACUGUCAGAGAACUCUGCUGUCCUAUUUUACAGUAAACAUUUUCACUUUACAAAAAAAACCCAGUAUGUUACAAACAAAUUCCAAUCCACUUCAGGCAAUUUGAAAAUCAUUCAUGGUAAUCAUGUUUUUGUUGUGAUUUGCCAUACACGAGGUAGCUGGGAGUUUACUUACCAUGGAAAAUGCUCAUCAUUUGCAGACUUCACCAUUUCAGAAGUGUGGCAACAAUGGGGUCAUAUUUGUGUCAGGUAGGCUGAUCUUCCAUGCCUUCAUCUCAACCGUGACUGACCCCUCUCCCUCAAUGUGUUAUCCUUAUAGUUAUCCUUAUAGCGAACAAGAUUUUCUCCUGUGAUCUUUGUGACUAUCAAACAAAUCAGCUCCAUCUGCAUACAAAUUCCACCCUUCAAUAUGAAAAUAUUUUUUUGCAUUACAGUGUGUGAUUCUUCGUUUUUGCCUGCAACUAACAUUUUGUUGGUUUGGUCUACAAAACGAUGCAUACUGCUCCUUGUCCUUCCAUCGUCCUGAAGCUCGAGCAACCUUCAGGUUCUCACCCAAUGCAAUGUGACACAAACUAUUUGCAUUGAGGAGGUAAAAGCGGGCAUUGUUAUUUGUAGCUGCUCAUAGCCUUUUACAGUUCCACAGCACCUGGUCCCAGUAGCCGAGUUCUAGUGUAUCACCCUCUUCCCCCCUUCUGCACACACACAAGUCACCCAGUGACUUUGUAUGUAAUGUGCAUUGCCGUGCUGGUGACUAUCAUGUGUUCUCCCUGCUCUAGCUGGAUGUUUGUCACUUUUAGGCUCCCGCCGCCCUGGUUGGCAGGCCGCUGUGGCUGGAGGCAAGUGUCCAACACUCGUCUCAGCACUGGAUGUAUGUACAAAGUGCUGUUUAGCCAUUAGCCAUUUUCAAUGUGUGUGUCUGCCAUUUUAUCUUGACUCAGCUGAAUUUUUCUGGUUAAUAUUACAAAAUGCUUGCAUCGGGAGUGGGAUCUCUUUUUCUGUUUAAGGCACUAUGUUAGAAUUGAUAAAGGUCCAAUUUCCACUUCUUGUUUCGCCUUUCUUGCAAAUGGCUCCAGCAAGUCUGUGUUCAUAUUUGUUUUAAUCAAAUCAAAUUUUAUUUGUCACAUACACAUGGUUAGCAGAUGUUAAUGCGAGUGUAGCGAAAUGCUUGUGCUUCUAGUUCCGACAAUGCAGUAAUAACCAACAAGUAAUCUAACUAACAAUUCCAAAACUACUGUCUUAUACACAGUGUAAGGGGAUAAAGAAUAUGUACAUAAGGAUAUAUGAAUGAGUGAUGGUACAGAGCAGCAUAGGCAAGAUACAGUAGAUGGUAUCGAGUACAGUAUAUACAUAUGAGAUGAGUAUGUAAACAAAGUGGCAUAGUUAAAGUGGCUAGUGAUACAUGUAUUACAUAAGGAUGCAGUCGAUGAUAUAGAGUACAGUAUAUACGUAUGCAUAUGAGAUGAAUAAUGUAGGGUAAGUAACAUUAUAUAAGGUAGCAUUGUUUAAAGUGGCUAGUGAUAUAUUUUUAGGGAUAUGUACUUAUGAUAAUGAUUUACAAAUACUGACAUUGGUCGGAAUAUGCUCUUGAUACUUUAACUAGGAUUUUUUUUAUUUUUAAUAAUCCUGGUUUGAAGUUGAUGUCACUCUGUUUUGUCUGUAAACAGAAAUGUAUUUUUGAAUCCCUUUGUCUUAACAGGCAUUUACUAAAAUGUCAUAUUGGAAGAUGUGCUCAAUGGAUGUUGGAUAAUCAACAAAGAUCCUAUCACUUCAGACGAAUGCCUUACUGGCAUUGUUCCUCUUUCUUUCUCUCUACUGUAGCACACAAACAAGCUUUGAGUUUGCUUCCCGUUCCAAGACUGGAGAGCUAAAGUGUUCUCCAAUCCCGAGAAUAAUGGUAGCAAACUCUACCAUCUUAUCAGUGUGGCGAUCUAAGUUGGAUGUUCCACUCAGCAGGCACCUUGCAGGUCUGUCUGAAAAGACCUGAAGGAGAGUUAAGAACAGAAGCAGUUUUUCAGUAACAUGCGGAAGCAAUGAGAAAAAGAGGAAGCCGUCCCAUAUAUAUGCCUGUGCGUCGCCGUAGGAAAGGUAGAGAAAAGGCUAACAUGUACUCCAAAGGCACCAAACGCAAGUUCUCUGAUGGUGUGGACAACAAGGCGGUGGCGGCAUCCUAUAGCCUGCAGCGCCAGUCCCUGCUGGACAUGUCCCUGCUCAAGCUGCAGCUGUGCCACAUGCUGGCGGAGCCCAACCUGUGUCGCUCGGUGCUCAUCGCCAACACGGUGCGCCAGAUCCAGGAGGAGAUGGCCCACGACGGCAGCUGGCAGGUGGUCACAGAGGCCUUAGGUGGCUCUGGCCAUGGCCCAUCUGACCGCUUGGUGGACACCGAGGCUCUGUGCCAGUCGCCGGAGCAGCAGGACGGUGGGCCUAGGCUAUACUCAGUGAUGGGCUACGAUGGCUGCCGUGAGGAGGAAGUGGUGACGGACAAGGCAAUGUGUUCUGUGGUGGUUGGCGACAGGGCCCCGGCCCUCCUGUUGGGGACCAUUGGCCACUGCUGGGACAGGGGGGAACUGAGAGUGGAGGAAGGGGUCAGCAAAGACUCAGGUACGGGGGACGAGGAGGCGACGAGGUCUGGGGAGGGGGCUAAAAUGGCAACGGGGCAGAUGUUUGGGACUUUCGAGAUCAAGAACGGUGCCCCGGCAGACCCGGCACUAGAGGAGCUGUUCUCUGACGUUGAUGCCUCGUAUUAUGACUUGGACACCAUGUUGACAGGCAUGCAGAGUGCCCCCAAGAUGGGGCCUUAUGACUUUCUGGACAGCUUGGCCUCCUCACACGGCUCUGUGUCCAACUCCAGCUGUAGAGCCGAUCUCAAUGAACUUGACCACAUAAUGGAGAUCAUUGUGGGCUCAUAGCUUACAGACUUAGAACUCGAAUACUGUUUCAUUGAUCUUGUGCCACUGCCUUUUUGUCUUGUAUGUGCGGACAUACAGUAUUUACACACGUUCCUCUGUAUGGAAACUGAGUGAAAUCCAUCUCCGUGCAAUGAAAUGUUCAUCUGAAAAGGUUCACGCUUUCUCAAGUUCACCAUCCUUUUUCUUAUGUAUACUUUCUUUAUGUUUGUAUUUGAGUGUGUUCUCUCUUCUGUUUUUUUAUGUCGUUUCUGGUUUAAUUUAUUGUACUUAUUACACUACAUCAAUUCAGAGCAGCACAACAUAUUUACAUGAAUUAUACACAUUUUCUUUAAAAAUAUAUAUAAGAAAAAUAUUGUUAAAACGUUUCUGUAAAAAUAUACACAUAUAUUUUUACUAAAGAGACAGUCUGGGAAUUGUUCUUUUUUUUUCUAUAUUUCUAUAUCCAGAACAAUUGCACAAAAGCUCUCAUUUACCUGUUGUCUUCCAAAGGUUUAACUUUGGUUGUGUCUUUGAGCUACAAGAGUAAAGAUGCAUUGUCGAAAACAUGAAUUGCAUUCAGUAUGCUCACAAUGUGAUGCACCCUUGUCUUGGUCUAUGGUUUGGUGCUACAGUAUAUGCACCAUGUACAGUAUUCCUUAUAAACACAUUGCCUUCUUGAGCCAUACAGUUUGUUUUUGCACCACGUCUAGCUUAACCUCACAGCCUAGCAUGUGGUGCCAUUUGUUUGCUAUUAGAAAUAACAUAUGUUCUUAUAUUUGUCUCAUUACAAAUGAAGAAUUGUAAUGGGUAUAUUUCUCAUUUUAUGUUAUGACUUUUAGCCUAUUUUAUUUAUUAAGUGUAAACAUAUGGUGGCGUUAAACCUUGGUAAUACUUAAGGUUGUAGAAGCUUUUCAGCUUUCUGACAUGAAUUGAUAUUUUGAAAUCAUAAUGAGUUUCCGGACUUUCAUGCAUACUUUUAGUGAAGUAAUUACUUUCUUAUUCAAAACAAACUGAGAACAUGUAAAGAAUUGUGCUAUUCAGCUGACCUAUUCCAACAAUUUUUUAUAUUUUUUAUUGCGUUCAAAGCCUGCACUCAGGCUCAAGUUAAUAUUGUGAGAAAACAACUGAUUGCUGAUUUAAACAGACAUGAGGUGGGAGAUCUCACAUUUCUUUUUGAUAAAUAAGUACUGUACAUUUGACAUUUGUGACCAUGAGCUAGAGUAAAUUUAGCUUUUUUAAAUACAAGUAAACUGUAGCAGUUUUUACAAUUUUUAAUAAAGGUUACAACAUUAUCGUAAUAUGAA
Molecule: messenger RNA, 4627 nt
Organism: Oncorhynchus nerka (sockeye salmon)
Lineage: Eukaryota; Metazoa; Chordata; Actinopteri; Salmoniformes; Salmonidae
Gene: cdca4
Product: cell division cycle associated 4
Cellular component (GO): nucleus
Molecular function (GO): transcription regulator activity
Source: RefSeq, a predicted model, not a curated record